GGACUCGGUACUGCGCACUAGCUCGGUGGUCUCUGCAGGACUCGGUACUGCGCACUAGCUCGGUGGUCUCUGCAGGACUCGGUACUGUGCACUAGCUCGGUGGUGUGUGCAUCUCAAAUGCACAGUAAGCUUUUUUUAGAGAUAUCUGUAAAUUAUUUAAAUAUAGCUCCAAAUGCAUUUUUAGAUACCAAUGCGUUUCACACCUAGGGUCUGUGUUUGAUGUACACUGUGUUACAGCACAUAGUGGGAGGAAGUUUACCUAUAUGCCUGCAACUCUGUGGUCAUGCAUUCAUUUCUUCUUUCUGCAUUAAACUCAACACGAAAGCGCCUUCAGACAGAAUGCAGUCUUGUGAACUCUCCUUAGUGAUAUUGUUGACCGUGGUGACCUUCUCUGGGCAGUAUGUAGAGCUGCCAAAGCCCAGACUCACCCUGGAGCCUCCAUUCCCAGAGAUAUUCACCGGGGAGGCCGUCACUCUGAGGUGUGGGGUUCAGGGGGGUUCUGCUGACUGGGAAUAUCUCUGGUACAAAGACAGAGAGGACACUCCAGUGCUGCAGACGCCUGCCCACAUUAUAACUGGGGACAGCUUCACAAUCUCUGCAGCUGCUGGAUCUGACCAGGGUCAGUACUGGUGUCGGGGACAAAGAGGAGAUCCAGCACAACACUCGCAGCUCAGCGAUCCCGUUAAACUAACUGUGUUUGGUAAAGAUGUGAUCCUGCAGACUCCUCCCCAGCCUGUAUUCGAUGGAGACACUCUGAGGUGUCGUCUCCGUGUGGGUAACACAGCAAACCGGGUUGUCUUUUACAGGAAUAGUAAAGUUUUGCAGGCCCAACCUGGCACUGCACUGGACGAGUAUCGCUUCUCAAAGAGUGAGGAGGGGUCCUACAAGUGCCGAGCAUGGUGGGGGUCCUCCUCGUUCCAGGGGGAAUCUGCGGAGGUGCGGGUGUCAGUGAGAGAUGAGGCAAAGCCCAGAGUCACCCUGGAGCCUCCAUUCCCAGAGAUAUUCACUGGGGAGGCCGUCACUCUGAGGUGUGGGGUUCAGGGGGGUUCUGCUGACUGGGAAUAUCUCUGGUACAAAGACAGAGAGGACACUCCAGUGCUGCAGACGCCUGCCCACAUUAUAACUGGGGACAGCUUCACAAUCUCUGCAGCUGCUGGAUCUGACCAGGGUCAGUACUGGUGUCGGGGGCAAAGAGGAGAUCCAGCACAGCACUCGCAGCUCAGCGAUCCUGUGAGAUUAAACAUUACUGAUAAAAAUGUGAUCCUGCAGACUCCUCCCCAGCCUGUAUUUGAUGGAGACACUCUGAGGUGUCGUCUCCGUGUGGGUAACACAGCAAACCGGGUUGUCUUUUACAAGAACAGUAAAGUUUUGCAGGCCCAACCUGGCACUGCGCUGGACGAGUAUCACUUCUCAAAGAGUGAGGAGGGGUCCUACAAGUGCCGAGCAUGGUGGGGGUCCUCCUCGUUCCAGGGGGAAUCUGCGGAGGUGCGGGUGUCAGUGAGAGAGCUGCCAAAGCCCAGAGUCACCCUGGAGCCUCCAUUCCCAGAGAUAUUCACCGGGGAGGCCGUCACUCUGAGGUGUGGGGUUCAGGGGGGUUCUGCUGACUGGGAAUAUCUCUGGUACAAAGACAGAGAGGACACUCCAGUGCUGCAGACGCCUGCCCACAUUAUAACUGGGGACAGCUUCACAAUCUCUGCAGCUGCUGGAUCUGACCAGGGUCAGUACUGGUGUCGGGGACAAAGAGGAGAUCCAGCACAGCACUCGCAGAUCAGCGAUCCUGUGAGAUUAAACAUUACUGAGCUGCUCUCCUGGGUGACCCUGACAGCCUCUCCAGGAGCCACAGUAAAGGAGGGAGAGGCUCUUAACCUGACCUGUGAGGCAGCAGUGAACAAAACCCCCCGCCCUCAACUGCACUACAGCAUCCUGAGAGACGGGGAGCCUGUGACUAACAGCACAGACUCUGCACUGUACAGCACAGCCAGCACUGAGAAGAGCCACGCUGGGAGCUACACGUGUGCUGUGGAGUCACAGGGAGUGAGGAAGAGCAGCACAGAGAUACUGAUCACAGUGGAACCAUCCUGGCAGAAUGCUUUUACUGCUGCCUACAGAAGCAGCUUCACUCUGCUUGUUCUCACUGUGUUCACUCUGCUGCUCCUCCAAUACUGCAGGAUCCAAGGCUCCCUGUGUUAUGCUGGUGCUAAGACAAGGAAAACCAAGACAGAUCAGGAUCAGGACGAGUCAGCAAUGGGACCUGAGCAUCACAGUCGUGUUUAUUAGCCCAGAUGGGUAUAGUAUUGCAUGUCCUGCUAGAGACCAGUCUGACUGGAAUAGUAUUGCACUGUCCUGCUAGAGACCAGUCUGACUGGAAUAGUAUUGCACUGUCCUGC
Molecule: messenger RNA, 2387 nt
Organism: Polyodon spathula (Mississippi paddlefish)
Lineage: Eukaryota; Metazoa; Chordata; Actinopteri; Acipenseriformes; Polyodontidae
Product: Fc receptor-like protein 2
Exons: 11
Coding region: 220-2277 (685 amino acids)
Biological process (GO): cell surface receptor signaling pathway
Molecular function (GO): transmembrane signaling receptor activity
Source: RefSeq, a predicted model, not a curated record